AUGUUAAACCUAAUUAACCCAGAUGAUGAGUCAAAAACAAGUACCAAUCUGGAAAUCCUAAAUCCUAUCCCAGAUACUGAAACCGAGACCCAAGCCAAAGUACAAGUGAAUUACAAACCAAAACAAACUAUGGAGUUAGUAGAAAGUAGCUCGAAGAAAGUUGUAUCAAA
Messenger RNA from Dentiscutata heterogama, 170 nucleotides. The record is from the annotation of a GenBank genome assembly. Lineage: Eukaryota; Fungi; Glomeromycota; Glomeromycetes; Diversisporales; Gigasporaceae.